AUGUAUUUAUCAGUUUUUUUUACUUUAAUUUUGAGUUUUGUAACAAAACUAACAUAUUGUAACGAACGUCCAGUGAUUGGAAUAUUAACACAAGAAGUUUAUUGGUCUACUUUUAAAAAUUUAAUAACAUUUAAUAACUCGUAUAUAGCUGCAUCUUAUGUUAAGGCAAUUGAAGCUUCUGGAGGUCGAGUUGUACCAGUUUUUACCAAUAGGACUACUGAAUAUUACACGGAUGUAGUGAAAAAAGUGAAUGGUAUUUUAGUCCCAGGAGGGAGUCCCAAGAGUGCGUUUAAUAUGACAUUUGGAAUCAGUCAAUCAAUAAAUGAAAUUUUUCACAUUGCAAAACAUAUAAAUGAUGACAGAGAUCGAUUUCCAAUACUUGGAAUUUGUCUAGGAUUUGAACUUCUUUUAAUUGCAUCCAUAGGUGGAAAAAAUCCUCUGAUACGCUGUAAUUCUAACAACGUGAAUUUACCACUAAAACUAAUACCAACAAUGGAAGAAAAAAGUGUGUUAUUCAAAACAAUGCCAAAGGAUAUUCGAAACAUAUUACUUACAGAACCAGUCACAGCAAACCAUCAUGAUAACUGUGUAACAAAAAAGAACUUUACGUCUAUGAAGUUAGAUCACUUUUGGAAUCCCAUAACAGUAAAUAAAGAUGAAAAUAAUUUAACAUUCAUAUCCACAGUAGAAGCUAAAAAUUAUCCAUUUGUGGGAUUACAAUUCCAUCCGGAAAAAAACGCUUAUGAAUGGGAAAGAAAUGACCCUCAUAGUUGGUCAGCAGUAUAUUCAGCACGCUAUUUUUAUGAUUGGUUUGUCAAUGAAUGUCGUCAAAAUAAGCAUAGAUAUAUAAAAAAUAGUAUGCUAGAAAAUGAACUAAUUUAUAAUUAUCCUAUUACAUAUAUUGGAAGAUUAAAUUCUGUUUUUGAACAAGUAUACUUAUUUGAUGAAUAA
Messenger RNA from Macrosiphum euphorbiae (potato aphid), 951 nucleotides. The record is from the annotation of a GenBank genome assembly. Lineage: Eukaryota; Metazoa; Arthropoda; Insecta; Hemiptera; Aphididae.